Molecule: messenger RNA, 1723 nt
Organism: Trifolium pratense (red clover)
Lineage: Eukaryota; Viridiplantae; Streptophyta; Magnoliopsida; Fabales; Fabaceae
Product: SNF1-related protein kinase regulatory subunit gamma-1
Exons: 6
Coding region: 170-1447 (425 amino acids)
Source: RefSeq, a predicted model, not a curated record
UACACAUCCAACGGUGAAUAACUCGGGUGUUUCUACAACACUAGUUUUCAAUGCAAUACUAGAUUUUAAGAUCCUAUUUUUCAGUGAAGAAUAUAAUAGAGAUGUUAUUAUUGUAACAUUGUCACCAUUUUGCAGUUACACAGAGAAAGAGACAGAGAGAAGAGAAAUAAUGGCAAUGACAAUGGCAACCAUGCAAGAGAUGCCAAGAAGCCCAGAAGCAAAACUUGGGUUAAGAGUUAAAGAUCUAUGGGAUCAUCAAGAGGCACAAUUAAGUCCUGAUGAGAAACUUAAUGCUUGUUUUGAAAAUAUCCCUGUUUCUGCUUUUCCUUUACCUCUUGCAACCCAAGAUAUUGAAAUAAAAUCAGAUGCUACCUUAGCUGAAGCUGUGAAAAUACUGGCACAUCACAAUAUUCUGAGUGCACCUGUGGUGAAUGUUGAUGCACCUGAAGAUGCUAGUUGGAUUGAUAGAUACAUCGGAAUUGUUGAGUUUGCUGGAAUUGUUGUAUGGAUUUUGCAUCAGUCUGAACCUCCAUCUCCUAGGACUCCAUCCACUCCUAGGAGUCCAUCCAGUGCAAGUGCUAUUGCAGCCGCGGCAAACGGAAAUACUUUCGCUCUUGAACUCGAAGCCUUAGGCCUCGGAUCUGCCGCAACAACUUCAGGAGACUUUUUUGAGGAUCUCACUUCUUCUGAACUUUAUAAGAACACCAAGGUUGGAGAUAUUUCAGGGACAUUCCGAUGGGCUCCGUUUCUUGCUUUGGAGAGAUCGAACUCAUUUCUAACCAUGCUCUUGUUGCUUUCUAAGUACAAGAUGAAGAGUGUUCCUGUGGUAGAUUUGGGUGCUGGUAGAAUUGAUAACAUCAUCACACAACCUGCCGUGAUUCAUAUGUUGGCAGAAUGCGUCGGACUUCAGUGGUUUGAAAGUUGGGGAACCAAGGAACUGUCUCAUGUUGGUCUUCCCCUUGUGACACCACAACAGAUCGUCAAGGUUUAUGAGGAUGAACCUGUCCUUCAAGCAUUUAAAGAAAUGAGGAAAAAGAGGGUUGGAGCGUUGCCUGUAAUCGAAAGAGGUGGCACCAAACCAGUUGGUAAUAUAAGCUUGCGAGAUGUUCAAUUCUUGCUAACUGCCCCAGAAAUCUAUCAUGAUUAUAGAGCUGUUACAGUGAAGGAUUUCCUGAGUGCAGUUAGAAGCUACUUAGAGAAGAAUAAAAACAUAUUCACAAUGUCAGGUGAAUUUGUUACAUGCAAAAAAGACUGUACAGUCAAAGACUUGAUUCAAUUGCUCGACAAAGAGAAGCUUCACAGGGUGUAUGUUGUGGACGACGAAGGGAAUCUUGAAGGACUAAUCACACUAAGAGAUAUCAUCUCAAGGCUAGUACAUGAACCACGCGGCUACUUUGGUGAUUUCUUCGACGGUGUUCUCCCUCUACCUGCUAACAGCAGGGUUUAACAAACAAGGCAUCAAGAAAGAAUAACUUGCUCUUGCAGCAACUUUUUGUUUUGUUUUUUUUUUCUUUUCAAUAAUUCUUAAGUAAAGAGGAAAAGUAAGAAAUCUGUAUUUAUCUUCAAGGUUGAAGAUGUGUAUCUAGGUUUUGACGUUUUGUAAUAUUUAGGCAGUUUGCAAGUUACUUAACCUGUUUUAAUUAUUGAUUGUUAGAAUGGGACUUUAUGUAUUGUAAAUUCUGGUGUAACCAAAAGUUCUGUUAAUUUGAGUUUGUUUCUGUUA